Messenger RNA from Pararge aegeria (speckled wood butterfly), 1149 nucleotides. RefSeq names its product LIM homeobox transcription factor 1-beta (gene Lmx1a). The record is from RefSeq and is a predicted model, not a curated record. NCBI's taxonomy places the organism in Eukaryota, Metazoa, Arthropoda, Insecta, Lepidoptera, Nymphalidae. Gene Ontology annotation, biological process: neuron differentiation; regulation of transcription by RNA polymerase II. Gene Ontology annotation, molecular function: DNA-binding transcription factor activity, RNA polymerase II-specific; RNA polymerase II transcription regulatory region sequence-specific DNA binding. Bases 1 to 1149 code for a protein of 382 amino acids. Gene Ontology annotation, cellular component: nucleus. The transcript is spliced from 4 exons.
AUGCUCGAGUUCUAUACUAACAUCAAUUCGGGAUUGAUGCCGGAGAGUAUUCAGCCGCCGCUUUCAUGUGCCGGGAGGACAGAGCUAAGUGCGAGCAUCAAGAGGGAGAAGAUCGUCGAAAUAUGCGAGGGUUGCGGCCAGAAGAUCCAGGAUCGCUAUCUGAUGAGGGUCGGUGACCUCUCCUGGCACGAACAAUGUCUCAGCUGCUGCGUAUGCGGUUGCCCUCUGGCUCACACCUGCUACACAAGAAAUGCUAAGCUCUAUUGCAAGCCCGACUACGAUAGAUUGUUUGGCGUCAAAUGCACCCGUUGCGGCGACAGACUGCUACCCCAGGAGAUGGUCAUGCGAGCGCAGCAAUACGUGUUCCACAUACAAUGCUUCGUGUGUGUCAUGUGCUGCCAGCCGCUACAGAAGGGGGAACAAUACGUUAUAAGGGCUGGCCAAAUAUUCUGUCGGCAAGAUUUUGAAAAAGAGAUGUAUUUGAUGCAACACGCAGAAGACGACAUGAUCAUAGAUGAUUCGGAACGGCCGCGUGAUGGUAGACGUGGGCCGAAGCGACCACGCACUAUCCUCACGUCAGCUCAAAGGAGACAGUUCAAAGCUUCUUUCGAAGUCAGCCCGAAACCGUGUCGUAAAGUGCGCGAGGCUCUUGCCAAGGAUACAGGUUUAAGCGUUCGAGUUGUCCAAGUCUGGUUCCAGAAUCAAAGAGCUAAGAUGAAAAAGAUUCAACGUAAAGCUAAACAGGAGGGAGAUAAGAACGCUGACAAAGAGAAAGACAAGGAUGAGAAGAGCAUUAAACAAGAAUCGCCUUCGAGUGAGCACGGGAACUAUCUUGGCUUAGAUAACUCGUAUUCGGCCUCAAGUCAGCCACUUAACCCGAAUCUGCCUUAUUCUCCUGAUGAUUAUCCAACACACUCUGGCGACAGCUUCUGCAGUUCGGAUAUAUCUCUCGACGGCAGCAACUUUGAUCACCUGGAUGAAGGCGCUUCUGAUACGAUGAGCUUACAGAACUUGGAAGUCCCUCACCACGCUCAUCAGCUUGGCAACCACUCCUCACACGAGCCAUUGAACCUCGGCACGGGCGCAGUAGUCAACCCGAUAGACAAGCUGUAUCUUAUGCAGAAUUCAUACUUCAGUACGGACCACUGA